AUGCCUUCAUAUGCUAAAUUUUUGAAGGUGCUCCUCACUAAGAAAAGGAAGUACAUUGAAGAGAAAACCAUUGAAGUUCAAGGAAAUUGCAGUGCUAUCAUACAAAAGCUUCUACCUCCCAAGUUGAAAGAUCUAGAAAGCUUAACCAUUCCUUGCACUAUAGGGAAUAUCUCUGUUGGAAAGACACUAAUUGAUUUGGGAGCCAGUAUCAAUCUCAUGCCGCUAUCCAUGUUUGAAAAGAUUGAAGGUUUCGAACUCAAGCCUACUCGGAUGACUCUUCAACUAGUGGAUAGAUCUCUAAAAUAUCUUUAUGGAGUAGCUGAAGAUGUGCUUGUUAAGGUAGAUAAAUUUUUAUUUCCUGUGGACUUUGUUAUCAUGGAGAUGGAGGAGGAUGUGAAUGUACCAUUGAUUCUUGGGGGACCUUUUAUGAAGACUGCAAGAGUUUUGAUUGAUGUCAAAAACGACAAACUGAAGGUAAGAGUGCAAGAUGAAGAAGUCAAUUUUGAUGUUUUUGAAGCCAUGUCUCACCCAACUGGAUGA
Vigna radiata var. radiata (mung bean) is the source of this 540-nucleotide messenger RNA. RefSeq lists its product as uncharacterized. Gene Ontology annotation, molecular function: aspartic-type endopeptidase activity. Bases 1 to 540 code for a protein of 179 amino acids. Gene Ontology annotation, biological process: proteolysis. The transcript has a single exon. The record is from RefSeq and is a predicted model, not a curated record. NCBI's taxonomy places the organism in Eukaryota, Viridiplantae, Streptophyta, Magnoliopsida, Fabales, Fabaceae.